AUGACAUACACCAUUGAUCCUAUAAUUAAUGAUAAAUGGAUGCCUCAUAUUAUACGUGACCUGUUGUUGAAUGAGAAUCAACUUCCCUUCUUUGUCCUCCAGAGAUUAUACAAUCUAUGCUUCUGCAAGGAUAAAUAUGGUGGUGGUUCGGAUCCAGAACAAAUUGAGGCGGCUGAAGCAUUCCGAACACGGACCCAAUAUUUUUUACAGAUUUUCUUGGUUUCGUCUCCCGAUAUGCUGCCUUUCUAUAACGUAAGGGAAAUCGCCGAUUUCCAUUUGCUUGAUUGUGUAUGGAAUUUCUUUACUUCAAAGCACUCGCAGCAGCAGCAGCAGCUGGUUUCCGAGAGACAAAUAUUAAUGGCUUGUCUUGAUAACCUCAAGGAGUUUCUCCAGAGAUUCAUAUCAAUUAUAUUAAUUGAUUUAUCGAAAACCCGAAAACUCAAAUGUGCAAUGGAGCUCAAGAAAGCGGCUGCGGUUAAGUUUAAGAAGAGCGAGACAUGGUGCUUCACGGACAUAACUUUCGAUCCCAAAGAGGGAAUGUUGAGUAUCCCAUCUAUUCAAAUUGACAACUCCACAGAUUCUCUGCUCCGAAAUCUCAUCGUCUUGGAGCAAUCAGGUGAGGAAUAUGGUAAAAAACCAGUCACAAGCUAUGUAGUCUUCAUGAAUGAGCUCAUCACCUCUCCUGAGGAUGUGAAGUUGCUGCAGGAGGAGCAUGGGGAGAUUUUUACAACUGGGAGCAGCAGCAACAUCAGCAUCAGCCACAGGAGCAACAGCAGCAAGAACAUUAAGCCAGCAGAGGUGGCUGUUUUUUUUGAAAAUCUUAUAAAAGAAGUUCCAUUGCUUGCAAAUGAUGAGCUCCACUUCGAGGAUGUUUAUAAGGAACUGAAUAGGUAUUACGAUGCCUCAUGGUUCCGAGUUGGGACAAUAUGGCACAGAUUCGUGUCAAGAUUCAACCAAUAUUUGAAUAUUCUUGGAACUAAAUAUUUCGACAGCCCAUGGUCAGUCAUAGCAUUCCUUGCUGCAGUAACUGUACUCGGCAUGACCAUCGCACAGACAUAUGCUUCUUUCAAGGGUUUGAGGCCUUAA
Molecule: messenger RNA, 1086 nt
Organism: Telopea speciosissima
Lineage: Eukaryota; Viridiplantae; Streptophyta; Magnoliopsida; Proteales; Proteaceae
Product: putative UPF0481 protein At3g02645
Exons: 1
Coding region: 1-1086 (361 amino acids)
Source: RefSeq, a predicted model, not a curated record